Acanthamoeba castellanii str. Neff is the source of this 642-nucleotide messenger RNA. RefSeq lists its product as uncharacterized. The record is from RefSeq and is a predicted model, not a curated record. Lineage: Eukaryota; Discosea; Longamoebia; Acanthamoebidae. The coding region runs from base 1 to 642 and encodes 213 amino acids. The transcript is spliced from 5 exons.
AUGGCAGCUCUGCCAGCCGACUACAGCCGCAAUGGCGCACCGCCCAUCUACGAUCGCUACAAGCUGGCCAAGGAGAGGCCCAAGUUUCGAGGCUGCUGGACGGCUGCCGUUGCCGACCCCACCGUCCGCUCCUUCGUGCCUGUCGCCUCCACCGCAGUGCCCAAGGCCGCCCCCCGCCCUGCCGCCGUCCCCAGGGCCGCUCCCGCCCCCAAGCCUGAGCCGAAGCUGGUCGAGGUCCCGACGUCGGGCGUGCGCCUGAAGAUCCUGGACCGCUGCCGCGACCUUCGUUCCUUCAUCACCGACGACGGCACCUGCACGGACAAGUACGGUCGCGUCAUUGGUUACAUCAACUUCAACGAGUGGACGGUGGGCGGCCCGGACGAGUCCUUCUGGGGCAGUCUUCUCGAGGAGCAGAUCCUCGACAAGGACGACAAGCAGAUCGGCGAGGUCGACUUCGGCCGUGCCUGGGUACGAGACCAGGUCGGCAACACGGUGUGCGAGAUGGAGAACACGGGCGAGUGCAAGGGACACGAUUGCUCCUUCAUCGGCCAGUUCGAAGGCUUCACGUUCCACGAUCUCAAGGCGGUGGCGCUUUACCUGAUCAUUGUCGAUCCGCUCAUGUACAACACUGUGGCGGGCUAA